Messenger RNA from Aplosporella prunicola CBS 121167, 568 nucleotides. RefSeq lists its product as uncharacterized. The transcript has 3 exons. The coding region runs from base 141 to 314 and encodes 57 amino acids. The record is from RefSeq and is a predicted model, not a curated record. Lineage: Eukaryota; Fungi; Ascomycota; Dothideomycetes; Botryosphaeriales; Aplosporellaceae.
CAACAUCACCUCGCCGCACGCCCACCUAUCUCCAAACACUCCGUGAUACCCAUCCCGACACCUGCGCACCGAACUUCGCGCAAGCUCUCUUCCAACCCGCACCGCACUCUUCCGAAUCCCUCACACCAACCACACACGCAAUGGCUCCUAAGAAGUUUGGUGGCCGUGGCCGCACUACCCAGGGCUUCGUCGGCUCGACCUGGAGCAUCGUGACGGACGCCGAGAACCGCAGCCUCGUCGUGGCUGUUGGCAUGUUUACUGCUAGCGUUGCGUUCCUGCACAGCAGCUGGAGCGAGUUCCUGCUGCCCGCGUAGAUUUAUUUUACGCCUGAUGAUCAAAAGACGAAGGAGUGCGGAAAUACCGGAGCGAUAUUGGUCGCAAAAGACCUAGCUGGUUGAAGAGAAGAAGUCGCUGUACUAUACCGAAAGAACGAAGGGGACCCGGAUCCGCCGGGAUUGGAAAAGAUGUCAUGUACACUAUUGCAUGUUGGCGUCUGGGAUGGUCGUCUCUACACUACACUUGAUGAAAAAUCGAUUUCGAUGAGAGCAAGUCUGCCGUUCCAAUGGCU